UCUGGUAUAUAAGUGACUGUGAAGGCCAAUAUCUAUACAGUCAACCCUCAGCUUCCGUCACCAUCACACACCACCAUGGCACCAUCCAUUAAAUUGGCUGCUUGUAUAUUCGUCUUCCUAGUGGUCACGACCCUGGGCCAUCCUAUGCCUGAUUUGGGCCAUGGUUUUGAAGAAGGCCAGAUUGAUAGACAUGGCCAUAGUAGUGUGCAUGACUAUGAACGUCUUAGGGCAGAGUAUGGCAUUAAUGAAGGCUAUGGUCGCUUGGAUAUGGGGCGUAUUAAGGCCGAUUAUGGUAUAAAAGACGACCAUGGCGAUUGGGAGGACCAUGGUAGUUUGGGGGGCCAUGUUGUUAAAGAUGGCAAUGGUAUAAGGCAAGAUCAGAGCCAUGGUAUAAGGGAAGAUCAUGGCCAUGGUAUAAAGGAAGAUCAUGGCCAUGGCAUAAGGAAAAAUCCUGACCAUGGUAUUAGGGAAGGUCAUGACCAUAGUAUUAGGGAAGGUCAUGGCCAUGGUAGAAGGAAAAAUCCUGUCCAUGGUAUUAGGGAAGGUCAUGGCCAUGGUAUUAGGGAAGGUCAAGGCCAUGGUAUUAGACACAAACAUACCCAUGGUAUUAAGGAAGACCAUGGCCAUGAUGAAAGACAUAAUCAUGGGGUUGAUGAUAGUCAUGGUAGUAUGGUUAAAUCCGAUACUACGGACGAUCAUGGUAGCGGAAAAGAUCACAGAGAAGGGGAGAAGGAACAUGGUAAUGGUAAUGGUGAACAAGCUGAAGAAAGACAAGGAUUUGGGUAUGAUUAUGGUAUUGGGUAUGGUGGUAUGUAUGGUUAUGGGGGUGGAUAUGGUGGAUAUGGGUAUGGCAAUGGUGUCGGGUAUGGUUACGGUCGUGUAAAUGGUUAUGGUGAUGGUGGCUAUGAAUAUGGUGGUCUGUAUGGUGGUUAUGGUCAUGGGAAUAAUUAUGGUGGUGUAUAUGGCUAUGGUGGUGGUUAUGGGUAUGGUGGUUAUGGUGAUGGAAAUGUUUAUGGUGGGAGCCCUGGUUAUGGCAACACGUAUGGCUAUGGUGGUGGUUAUGGGUAUGGUGGUCUGUAUGGUGGUUAUGGUAAUGGUAACGCCUAUGGUAAUACAUAUGGAUAUAGUGAUGGAUAUGGCCUUACUGGAGCAUAUGGCCUCAAUGGUGGCCUUGACCAUGAAGCAAUUGACCACGGAGGAUCAGGUCAAGUUGGUGAUUAUGGCCAUUCAGGAGCAUAUGAUGAGAGUCGUGUCCUUGGCCAUGAGGUAGUUGGUCACGGAGAGUUUGGCCAUGAUGGACAUAGCUAUACAGGAGCGGCAUAUGGCCAUAGCGGUGGACAUGGCCAAGGAGCAACCGGCCAUGAAGAAUCAAGUGGCGGUAGUGGAUAUGACCAAACAGGGACAUAUGGCCAGAGUAUCGGCCUUAACCAUGGAACAAUUGGACACGGAGGAUUUGGCCAUGGUGGAGGAUAUGGCCAAACAGGAAACUACGGGUACGGUGUUGGACUGAGCCGCGGCGAAACAGACCCGAGAGUUCAUGGAUAUCUUCACAACUGUGGGUUCGCUUGUGGGAUCGGCUUCUCCCCGGAUGUGUUUGUGUCACUCAGCUCCUUCGACCAGACAAUAUACAAUCAUGGUUAAAGCCGUUAGCAGCUAUUGUCCAAAGAAGCCAAAUUAUUGUGUGUACCUAAAUAAAGUAGUUUUGUAAA
Molecule: messenger RNA, 1709 nt
Organism: Homarus americanus (American lobster)
Lineage: Eukaryota; Metazoa; Arthropoda; Malacostraca; Decapoda; Nephropidae
Product: glycine-rich cell wall structural protein 1.8-like
Exons: 3
Coding region: 76-1641 (521 amino acids)
Source: RefSeq, a predicted model, not a curated record